AUGUCAUCCCUGCAGGACAACAGCAGGAUCCCAACACAGAUAGCAGGUGUCUGGUGUGUAAGCAGAGAAGUUGUGGAUGAGGACAGAGCGCAGAAGGGGCGGGCGGGGGGAUGCAUCUCCCCCCACGCCAUCUCCGCAGCUCAGACACAAGACACUGCCCCACCACCACCCAGAAUGUCUUUGCCUAACCUCGAGAACGCUUCCACCCUGGAGAGCGCCAUGCAGCUCAUGAUCCAGACCUUCCACAAAUACUCCGGAAACGAAGGAGACAAAUACACAUUGAGUAGGGCCGAGCUCAAAGAGAUGCUGACCGUAGAGCUGGGCAACUACCUGGGGAACGCCCAGGACAAAGAGGCAGUAGACAAAGUUAUGGGGGACCUGGACUCCAACAACGACGGAGAGGUAGACUUCACCGAGUUCAUCAUCCUGGUCGGAGCUCUCACCGUCGCCUGCAACGACUUCUUCUUAGAAUACAACGAUAAGGAUCAGAAGAAGAAGUGA
This is a messenger RNA of Knipowitschia caucasica, 501 nucleotides long. Lineage: Eukaryota; Metazoa; Chordata; Actinopteri; Gobiiformes; Gobiidae. The record is from the annotation of a GenBank genome assembly.